Caenorhabditis briggsae is the source of this 669-nucleotide messenger RNA. The transcript has 4 exons. Bases 1 to 669 code for a protein of 222 amino acids. The record is from RefSeq and is a predicted model, not a curated record. Lineage: Eukaryota; Metazoa; Nematoda; Chromadorea; Rhabditida; Rhabditidae.
AUGAAGUUCUUGCUCUUUGGAGCAUUGCUCAUUGGAUCCACUCUGUGUCAAUCGACACCCCAUCGCUAUGAAGAGCUCAUCGGGAAAUUGAACUUUGAACGACGGUUGUUUGCCGAGCGUAUGAACAUUUCAAACAUGUAUGAACUGCACUGGGAUGAGAAGCUGAACCCAAUACUUUGGCCCGAAUAUCGUUCCCCCAAUUCGAGUUUCCGCGAAAUGUUGAUAGGACGAGAUCAGAAUGCUAUUGCAUCGGAAGUAUACGUUUUGGACCAACUCCUAAUUGAAAUACACAACGAUUCUGGGAGAGAACGAUUUUGGGAGAUAAUGAACGUUAGUAUUGACAGUAAUCGUUGGCCUUACUGGCCGUUUGAGCAUUUUUUGCCAACUCAAACAAGCAUCGCUUGUGAUUCUCGUGAGAACAUGUACAGAUGGGAGUCUCCAUGGAAAGGUUCCAAUUUGUAUAGAACAAUUUGCUACUUGGGUCCAGAACGAGAGUACGCAAAAGCCAUGAACAUUUCAAACAUGUACAAAUUGAAGUGGAACAAAGUCCUAAAAAAAGCAAAUGAGAACUCGGAUAGCUCUCUUGUUCCGAACUUCCAAAAGUUCUAUGGGCCAGGAAACGAAGACGCUUUUUGCUACGAAAGUCAUGCUCUCAAUGAUUCUCAAUGA